This is a messenger RNA of Closterium sp. Yama58-4, 753 nucleotides long. Lineage: Eukaryota; Viridiplantae; Streptophyta; Zygnematophyceae; Desmidiales; Closteriaceae. The record is from the annotation of a GenBank genome assembly.
AUGAGCGAUUCGUGCGUGACGGCCAUGCGAAUCCCCCGCGCCCUCUCCUCAACUAACGCCCGCGGGCCCGCGCUGACUCCGCCGCAGAAGCGUGCCGCCGCCGCGUGCAGGAGAGAGGUGCUGAGCGCGCUGCAGCAGUGGGCGGCAGAAGCGAGGCGGAGAGACGCCGAGGACGCCUGCCAGUGGGAGUCGCCCGAGCUGCCGCCGAGCGCACACUCGCAGGUCACACGCGAACCCCACAGCGGCCCUGCUGCUGAUAGCCCCGCUCACCCCGCUGAUAGCGGCCCUGCCGCCGACAGUUCCACGACUACUAGUGCUAGUAGUAGAAUCGUUAGUACCAUCACCGGCGGCGCCAGCAGCACCGUUGACACAAUUUUGAGCGCAGCUGCUGACUUUGUCAGCCCUGGCAGUGCUGCUCCUCUUGCUGCUGCUUCUCCCACUACUCCUAAUUCUCCUGCUGCUCCUGCUCCUGCUCCUGUCGCUGCGCCUGCUGCUGCCCCUGCUGCUGCACCUACUGCCGCGGCCCCAGAAGACUCCGCCGCGCCGCUGUGCUCCGCGGCGUGGGGGCGGGCGGCGCUGGCGCGAGCAGCAGCGGCGAGUGCGUACGUGGGGAGGGCGGUGAAGCGGAAGAUGACGUCACUGGCGCGGAUAGCAGCCGGCGUGGAUGCAGUGUGCCGUGGGGUGCGCGAGAUAGAAGCCAGCCUGGUCGGCGAGUGCGGCGACAAGGGCAAUGCGGGUGGCCAGGGUGGGAAG